This is a messenger RNA of Poecilia reticulata (guppy), 2057 nucleotides long. NCBI's taxonomy places the organism in Eukaryota, Metazoa, Chordata, Actinopteri, Cyprinodontiformes, Poeciliidae. The record is from RefSeq and is a predicted model, not a curated record.
ACUGCUGCUGGCCACGCCCCCAACUCAACGGUUACACUCGCACAUGAAAAUGGCUGAAAACACAUGCCCACUUCUAAGGACGCMCAUCUUUAAAAAGCAUUAAUAUGCCGCAGGUGUUUUCUAAAUGCCCCUGGAGGAUAGUGGAUGACUGUGGAGGGGCUUUCACCAUGGGUGCAAUCGGUGGAGGCGUAUUCCAAGCAGUGAAGGGCUUUCGAAACGCUCCGGCUGGUGUUGGACACAGACUCAGAGGAAGUGUAAAUGCAGUGAGAGUAAGAGCUCCUCAGAUUGGAGGUAGCUUUGCUGUCUGGGGAGGCCUUUUCUCCACAAUUGACUGUGGUUUAGUCCGCCUGAGAGGAAAGGAGGAUCCGUGGAACUCCAUCACAAGUGGCGCCCUGACCGGCGCCAUCCUGGCAGCACGCAGUGGUCCGCUAACGAUGAUGGGCUCUGCAAUGAUGGGGGGAAUCCUGCUGGCGCUCAUCGAGGGCUUUGGUAUUCUCCUGACUAGAUACACAGCACAGCAGUUUCAAAACCCUUUGCCGUUUACAGAAGACCCCAGUCAGCUCCCUCCGAAGGACGGAGACCAGCAGCAGCAGCAGAGAACUAAGGGAUUGUUUCACUAGAUACCUUCUGCAGACGCAGUGAGUCCCACCGCAGUGUACGGAGCAACAUCACUGCUAAGAGGACUUUGAAAAGUAGAUGCACUUUGUUGAAACACCUCAGGGUAAAAUGUUGUGAUUUAGUGUUUAAGAACAAACUUUGAUAUGUAAGAAUCCUUCAGAUAAACAUUAUGUUGUCUUCUUGGGAAGGUUUUGUUUGUUUUGUGUCAUUCCUGUAGUCUCUUCUCCUUAUGGAUUUAUUUAUGUGACAUAUGCUAGAAAUAUUGCAUCUUUCUUGAAUUACUGAGCAUUCAGCUGAUUUUAAUACGAUCCAGUUUUUAGUAUAUUUACAGAGCUGAUCUAUGAGUAAAAAACAUUUUACAGAUCAUCGGGAAAAAUAAAAUAGCAGCCUUUUUUUAUUCAAGCAAAUACUGUGAAAGAUUUACAUUUACAUCUUUUCACCAGAAAGCUUGUUCAAUAAUAUUCAAACAAACUUUACAGGAAAUCGGUUUGGAAAAUGCCAGAAUGUUCUACUGAGCGUUUUAUUUCAAUCAGUGAGCUCCUCACACAGACUGCUCACAUUUAAACCAGAUCCGUUAACAUUUACAUUAAUGCGCYGACGUUAAUGGAGAAAAGUAUUAAUACCUCAACUUUUUCCACUUUCUGUUAUGUUGCAAACGUUAAUACAUGACUAUUCGUUUUGAAAAGUAGCUCGAGCUCAGAGAAACUAACGCAUCCUGCAUCACAUCAAACCAGCUCUUCUAUACGACAGCAUUAGGGCCACGAUAAGAAAAUAUAAAAAAUCACAAGAAUAAAGUCAGAAUAUUACAAGAAUAAUGUCGUUAUUACGUAAAUAAAGUUUCAUAGGAUUAUAACUUUAUUCUUGUAUUAUUUUGAAUUUAUUCUGGUAAUAUUCUGACUUUAUUCUCAUAAUUUUAUUUUUUCAUUUUCAAUUUUUCCUCACUAAAGCCCUGAUUCUCUGUCGUAUGUCCCAGAUUUUUUUUUUUACUUACAAAGAAAAUUUAAAGCCAUUUAUCCUUUUUCUUCUUUUUAACAUCUAUCCACUGUUAAAUGUUUUGCUAUCACUUACAAUCCUAUUAAAAUACGGCAAUCAUUAAGUUAGUAACAAAACAGAAAAGUAAAAAAGUUAAAGGGUAUAAAUACUUUAACAAGAUGCUGCGUGUGAAGGAUUUAAAACAAAUCAAGUAAUCGUCUUUCUGAACUGAUUUGAGCACCAAAUUCAGUGUUUUGUGACGUCGCAUCUUGUUUGCUCAGCAGGUUUUAUGAUGAAGUCUUGAUCUGACUCUGUUUUGUUUUCUGUAUGUAAAUGUCAGCUAUCGAUGCUAAUGAACGUCUGUUCAAAUUAUGCCAGCAUCAUUUCACUCUGCGCAGUGAAACGUCGUGUUGCAAUAAGGAAAAAUCAAUAUUGAUGUUAAACGGCUGUUUUAUCUGCUGCAAUCA